AUGUAUCGGAGCAUCAACUUUCCAUAUGCGGUUCCACGUGAACCAGCCUACCAGGAACCUCUGCUCCCCUUUGUCUCAGAAAAGCUUAAAGUUGGAAGCCCGAGCCGUUCCUGGGACGAUUUCGAACACCCAAAGCUCCGGCAGUGUCCGAUAUCUGUUAAUGACAUCGAACUAGGAGCAGUAACACACCCUGGUUAUGAUGCUGCUACGGUGAGAGGUCGCAUCAAGUCGACGAAGAAACAUGUCUUCAUCACGAUUUUCACAUUCAACACAGACUGUCUAGAAUCUGACUAUAUCAAAGAAAGUGGCGACCUAGAAAGCCUCUUAGGUUAUCGGACGAUAAAACAGGAAUUUUUGAACUGUGCCUUAAUGGACAUGAUCAACGACGCUUUCACGACUGCAGCCUCAAAAUCAGAACAAGUAGUUCUUAAUCCCGAUCCAAGUACAGGUAUUGAGGCCCUAGCGAAUUUGCAGGCUCUGUCAACAACCGAACUGGGCGACACUCCUCCCAGGCCCGAUACUGAACAUCUCAAGCCUUACACAUUCAAAGAACCAUUCCGCGACUGUCUUGGAUGGAUAAAACUGGAAGGGACAGCCCUGAAUUGGCUGUAUCAUAAAAAUUGGAUAAGAACGAUGAGUAUGUGGCACAUCCUCAGCUCAAGCAACAGGCAACAAGUAUUUGCUCAGCCAAAACCGGAGGACAUUUUAGACAAAAUCAAAAGCUAUCACGCCUUUGGCUUCAUUCUGGAGUACUACGCUCCUGCUCAAUGGCGCGAAAGACUGUUGCAGACAAGGAAUAUCGUUCCACCCUUGGGUGAUGAAGAAGACGGGUGGUGGAAGCCAGAAGUGUUCGCUGGUAAUCUUGAAAAGAUUAGCCAAUUGAUGCGAGAUGAUCUUGAACAGAACCGGGCUGCUGAAGAUGAAGACGCAGUAGCUGAAGGCUCUGGCGGACAUUCGUUGCCUAGACGAGCGAAUAAAAAGGUCAAUGCGAAAGGAAAGGGGAAAGGAAGCAAAAAAGGAAGAGGUAUAGCUGAAUAG
Clonostachys rhizophaga is the source of this 1038-nucleotide messenger RNA. Lineage: Eukaryota; Fungi; Ascomycota; Sordariomycetes; Hypocreales; Bionectriaceae. The record is from the annotation of a GenBank genome assembly.